Messenger RNA from Sarcophilus harrisii (Tasmanian devil), 1968 nucleotides. RefSeq names its product SIX homeobox 2 (gene SIX2). Gene Ontology annotation, molecular function: RNA polymerase II cis-regulatory region sequence-specific DNA binding; DNA-binding transcription factor activity, RNA polymerase II-specific. Gene Ontology annotation, biological process: regulation of transcription by RNA polymerase II; kidney development. Gene Ontology annotation, cellular component: transcription regulator complex; nucleus. The coding region runs from base 959 to 1837 and encodes 292 amino acids. The transcript is spliced from 2 exons. The record is from RefSeq and is a predicted model, not a curated record. Lineage: Eukaryota; Metazoa; Chordata; Mammalia; Dasyuromorphia; Dasyuridae.
UCCGCCUCCGCCUCCCCCACAAUUCUCUUCCCCCUACUUCUUCUCCUCCCCUGACUUUUCCCUACCUAGUGCCCCUCUCGCCUUCCCUCCCCCCUCUCUAUGGUUCUUCGUCCCGUCAAUCACCGCUGAAGUUUGCUUCUCUCCUAGUUCCCUUGUCUCCUUUUCUCUCUUUCCCUCUUUCUGAGUGUGUGUCUUUAUGUGUCUGUGUGUCUGUCUCCGAGUUCCCCAGUCUCUGGCUCUGGCUCUGACUCUGACUCUGGCUCUGGUCUCUGACCGCCCCUCUGCCUAGAGCAGAGCGGGGCAAUCUGUCAGCCCAGCCAGGGGGGAGCCGCCUCGCCCGGGCUCGGGUUACCGGUGACUGACAGCGUCUCCAUGGCGAAUAAUUUGACUCCAACUAUUGUCUGGCGCGGGCAGGCCCCGGGUCAGAUAACCGGACCAAUCAGGGCGCGGGCCGCCGCAGCUCAUGCCCGCUUAGAAUAAUAUUAUUAAAAAAGCAGCGAGAGAGCUAGACGGGAGAGCGAGAGAGACGCGGGCGGCGGGACCUCGCCGGGCGGCGGAGUAUGCGGAGGAGCGUCCCGGGCCGAGCUGGGAGGAACCGAGCUGAGGCCACCGGCUGCUGCGGAGCCAGAAACAGGCGCGGGAGAAAUCGCGGGGCCCCAGACUUUUGCAAGCACUUACCAAAGUGACUUGGGAACUUCUUUUGUGCCUCCACCCCUCUCCCCUGCUAACUCCCAGCCCCCGUUAUUUUUUCCGACUGCUUCUGUUGGGCCCAUCUUUCUUGGCUGCCUCGAAAACCCGGCGGGCGCCCCAGAUGCAGGGCGGUGCGGUACUGUGAGCACCUCGGGGCCGCGGCAGGAGGUCGGAGCCGCAAGUCCAGACCGAGGGAGGCUUUAGAGGGUGGGGCCAGGCCCGGGCCGCAGCCCCGGAUGGUGAGCAGGGCCCUGGGGUGGCCAGCACCAUGUCCAUGCUGCCCACAUUCGGCUUCACGCAGGAGCAAGUGGCGUGCGUCUGCGAGGUGCUGCAGCAGGGAGGCAACAUCGAGCGUCUGGGACGUUUCCUCUGGUCUCUACCGGCCUGCGAGCACCUCCACAAGAACGAGAGCGUGCUCAAGGCCAAGGCCGUAGUCGCCUUCCACCGGGGUAACUUCCGCGAGCUCUACAAGAUCCUGGAGAGCCACCAGUUCUCUCCUCACAACCACCCCAAGCUGCAGCAGCUCUGGCUCAAGGCACACUACAUCGAGGCGGAGAAGCUGCGCGGCCGGCCGUUGGGCGCCGUGGGCAAGUACCGAGUGCGGCGCAAAUUCCCGCUGCCCCGCUCCAUCUGGGACGGCGAGGAGACCAGCUACUGCUUCAAAGAGAAGAGCCGCAGCGUGCUGCGGGAGUGGUACGCGCACAACCCCUACCCGUCCCCACGGGAGAAGCGGGAACUGGCGGAAGCCACUGGUCUCACCACUACGCAAGUCAGCAACUGGUUCAAGAACCGGAGGCAACGGGAUCGGGCGGCGGAGGCGAAGGAAAGGUACGAGGAAAACAACGAAAACUCCAACUCCAACAGCCACAAUCCACUUGCCACAUCCCUGAACGGCGGCGGCAAGUCCGUUCUGGGCAGUUCCGAAGACGAGAAGACUCCGUCGGGAACCCCGGACCAUUCUUCCUCCAGUCCGGCGUUGCUGCUGAGCCCGCCGCCGCCGGGCCUGCCGCCCCUCCACAGUCUGGGCCAUCCGCAAGGCCCCAGUGCUAUCCCAGUCCCCAGCGGAGACCCCCUGCAACAUCAUCACGGCCUGCAGGACUCCAUCCUCAACCCCAUGUCUGCCAACCUGGUGGACCUGGGCUCUUAGAGACACUCAUCGCGCUGUACUCCGGCUCCUUCAUCGCCCGCCCUGCUCAGGCCCCAACCCUUCCCUAUGCCCAAGCCCCUUUCGCCCUUUGACUGCCCUUUCUUUUGAUUCCAAAAAGUUUUAUUAGUUUG